Molecule: messenger RNA, 1068 nt
Organism: Colletotrichum graminicola M1.001
Lineage: Eukaryota; Fungi; Ascomycota; Sordariomycetes; Glomerellales; Glomerellaceae
Exons: 4
Coding region: 1-1068 (355 amino acids)
Biological process (GO): protein phosphorylation; intracellular signal transduction
Cellular component (GO): cytoplasm; nucleus
Molecular function (GO): ATP binding; MAP kinase activity
Source: RefSeq, a predicted model, not a curated record
AUGUCGCGCGCGAACCCCCCCAAUGCUUCGGGCUCCCGAAAGAUCUCGUUCAAUGUGAGCGAGCAAUACGAUAUUCAGGAUGUCGUCGGCGAGGGUGCCUACGGAGUUGUCUGCUCUGCGAUACACAAGCCUUCUGGCCAAAAGGUCGCCAUCAAGAAGAUCACACCCUUCGACCACUCGAUGUUCUGCCUGAGAACCCUUCGUGAGAUGAAGCUUUUGAGAUACUUCAACCACGAGAAUAUUAUCUCCAUCCUUGACAUUCAAAAGCCCCGGAGCUACGAGACUUUCAAUGAGGUCUACCUCAUUCAGGAACUCAUGGAGACGGACAUGCAUCGUGUCAUCCGCACCCAAGAUCUGUCCGACGACCAUUGCCAGUACUUCAUCUACCAGACCCUUCGUGCCCUCAAGGCUAUGCACUCAGCCAACGUCCUACACCGUGAUUUGAAGCCUUCCAACCUGCUUCUGAACGCCAACUGUGACCUGAAGGUCUGUGACUUUGGCCUGGCUCGUUCCGCGGCCUCUCAAGAAGACAAUUCGGGAUUCAUGACGGAAUACGUGGCAACGCGCUGGUACCGUGCUCCCGAGAUCAUGUUGACAUUCAAGGAGUACACGAAAGCCAUCGACGUCUGGUCUGUCGGUUGUAUUCUGGCCGAGAUGCUGAGCGGAAAGCCCCUGUUCCCUGGCAAGGACUACCACCACCAGCUGACCCUGAUUCUCGAUGUCCUCGGUACCCCGACGAUGGAGGACUACUACGGGAUCAAGUCCCGCCGUGCCAGGGAGUACAUCCGCUCGCUUCCUUUCAAGAAGAAGGUUCCCUUCCGCACCUUGUUCCCCAAGACAUCCGACUUGGCUCUCGACCUCCUCGAAAAGCUCCUUGCUUUCAACCCUGUGAAGCGUAUCACGGUUGAGGACGCCCUCAAGCAUCCAUACCUUGAGCCGUACCACGACCCGGAUGACGAGCCCACCGCGCCUCCCAUUCCCGAGGAGUUCUUUGACUUCGACAAGCACAAGGACAACCUGAGCAAGGAGCAGCUGAAGCAAUUGAUUUACCAGGAAAUUAUGCGGUGA